CAGGAUUCCAAGUUAGUCUCCAAUUUUUUCAAUAUUUUAUUUGCAUUGGUCACCGUGAGUGGCAAGAAAGCAUGUAUGGACCUCUGUACUAGCGCUGCAUAGUGACAGUUUCUAGCACAGCCCAGCCUAAACAGGCGCCACACCCAACACCUGUCUCUGGUGCUACUCUAGGCUGGCCCAGGUCCCCAAUCAAGGUGGAGUACCGGUCUCAUGACGCAUUAGCUCAACGCCUACCAGCCAUUCUGUAGCCGCCCAUCUGUUCUAUGACCAUCACGCUCCUCAACAGAGUCGACAUUGCUAAUAAGUCCGCCUUUCGACGACUAUAGACGACCGAAGAGCACACAGAAGCCGUUCGACAUGAAGUUUGCUGCUGUCCUCGCCGGCACUACGGCCCUGCUGUCGCCGACUGCCGCUGCGUUGAGCCUCUUUGACCUCAAGGGCAGCCAGGUCACCAUUUCUGACGACGACAACAAAAUCCCUGGCGAGUCGCCCCUAGAGCUCUGCGACGGCGACCAUUCCGACGACCUCAUCGUUAUUAAGAACGUCGACCUCUCUCCCAACCCUCCCAAAGCCGGCAAGGAGCUUCUCAUCACAGCCAGCGGCACCAUCAAAGAAACUAUCAGCGACGGAGCAUAUGUUAAAAUUAGCGUCAAAUAUGGCCUUAUCAAGCUCCUGACAACAACGGCGAGCCUCUGCGAGCAGAUUGCCAACGUCGAUCUCGAAUGCCCCUUGGAGCCUGGAGACAAGGACAUUGUAAAGACGGUUGACCUUCCCGCUGAAAUCCCUCCUGGCAAAUACACGGUGCAGGCAGAUGUGUUCACCAAGGAUGACAAACCUAUUACCUGCCUCACAGCAACCGUCAACUUUACCUUUGGUGGCCGAUCAGAGUCUGAGCCCGAAGAACUUCGUUAAGCUGCUAUCUGAUUAUACUUGUUUCCUUGUACCACAUGUUGAUGUAUAGCGAUAAAUGAAUGGUGAUUAGCAUAGACUUUUGGCAUGUUGCAUAUCAGACAAAUACACGGUUGUUUUAAAAGACACUCGCUGAUAUUCCGGCAAAGUGAGUCACUCUAGAAGAUGUUUAAUCCAUUGCAGAAAAAUAUGAUGAAUUUAUAAAGUAUUGAUAAACAGUCGUUCGCCGUGGCAGCAAACGUAAAUUCUAUUCGCCGAAAAACAAAUGCCCGCACCCAAAUGCCAUCCAUCCUUGGCCAGCCACAAAAAGAAGACAUAUAUCAAGCGUUUAUUCUCCAAACAGUCUUCGUACUCUUCUCAAUACGCUGUCCUUCUCAGGGUCAUAUGGGUGGUCUUUGCUGGGGAUUUCGAGAACGGCUGGGAAGGCAGCAGUGUAUGUAUCGAUUCGGUGUCGUAUUCUGUCCGCAACCUGGUCAACUCGUUAGCAACGUUAUAAAGCAAAUACAGUAUCGGAAUAUCGUCUCCCUACGUGUUGGUUAAUAAGAACGAUGCCGAUAUCCUUGCGUUCUUCUGUGAAUUGAUCAAAGGCAGACUCGAUGGCAGCGGUGUCCGUCUUGCCAUCCACAACGAGGAAGUUCUUUUGAGCGUCGGCGCCGGCGGAGACGUGCUGUAAAUAGGCAGUCAAUAAGCUAGUCUUUAGUAAUCCGUAUACCAUUUUAUACUCACGCCGAUGCCAGCAAGCAGCAAUCCUGUUACGGAGUCCUAGCAAAGCGUCAGUUUCUCUUCUCGUUUUUGCCAGCUUUGUUGGGCGUGCAGCGUACCUCAUCGCCAAUUACGGCGAGGAACUGUCUAUCUUUGAAAUCUGCUUGCGAUGCCAUACUUAAAUGUACCUCAGACACCCUCUGUGUCUCUGCGAUCGUAGAUGUAACAGCUUGGUUUGGAGUAGGAUGCG
Molecule: messenger RNA, 1861 nt
Organism: [Torrubiella] hemipterigena
Lineage: Eukaryota; Fungi; Ascomycota; Sordariomycetes; Hypocreales; Clavicipitaceae
Source: the annotation of a GenBank genome assembly